Bufo bufo (common toad) is the source of this 5117-nucleotide messenger RNA. It is a transcript of the gene WDR33, whose product is annotated as WD repeat domain 33. Gene Ontology annotation, molecular function: protein binding. Lineage: Eukaryota; Metazoa; Chordata; Amphibia; Anura; Bufonidae. Gene Ontology annotation, cellular component: mRNA cleavage and polyadenylation specificity factor complex. Bases 207 to 4697 code for a protein of 1496 amino acids. The record is from RefSeq and is a predicted model, not a curated record. The transcript has 22 exons.
CGUCGUGUCACGUGAUUAAUGGCGGAGCGCGGCUUAGCACGGCCGUGGGGAGAGAAAGAACGAGGCAGGAACCGGAAGCGUAAAGAGUGUCUUAGCGAGCCGUGUAGUCGUUAACGGAAAGGGGGUGAUUAAGAAGGAGGAGGUGACGGAGGGCAGUGGCCCUAGCUUCGUAUGUAUAUACAUCCUAGCCUGCUGUAAUCAUCACAAUGGCAACAGAAAUUGGUUCCCCGCCUCGCUUCUUCCACAUGCCACGCUUUCAGCACCAGGCUCCUCGCCAGCUCUUCUACAAACGCCCUGACUAUGCACAGCAGCAGGCCAUGCAACAACUCACCUUCGAUGGCAAGCGCAUGAGGAAGGCUGUGAAUCGCAAGACUAUAGAUUACAAUCCCUCUGUCAUAAAGUAUCUUGAGAAUCGUGUAUGGCAGAGAGAUCAGCGAGACAUGAGAGCCAUCCAGCCUGAUGCCGGAUAUUACAAUGAUUUGGUGCCUCCCAUUGGGAUGCUUAAUAAUCCUCUCAAUGCUGUGACUACAAAGUUUGUGCGUACAUCUACCAACAAAGUGAAGUGCCCUGUAUUUGUUGUUCGGUGGACUCCUGAAGGCCGCCGAUUAGUAACUGGAGCUUCAAGUGGGGAAUUCACUUUAUGGAAUGGUCUCACAUUUAAUUUUGAGACUAUUUUACAGGCUCAUGACAGCCCAGUCCGAGCUAUGACCUGGUCCCAUAAUGACAUGUGGAUGCUGACUGCUGAUCAUAGUGGAUAUGUGAAGUACUGGCAAUCCAACAUGAAUAACGUCAAGAUGUUCCAGGCGCAUAAGGAGGCGAUUAGAGAGGCCAGUUUCUCCCCUACUGAUAAUAAAUUUGCCACCUGUUCUGAUGACGGUACAGUUAGAAUUUGGGACUUUCUUCGUUGCCAUGAAGAGAGAAUUCUACGAGGACAUGGUGCUGAUGUUAAGUGUGUUGAUUGGCACCCAACGAAAGGGCUUCUGGUCUCUGGAAGUAAAGACAGUCAACAGCCAAUCAAAUUUUGGGAUCCCAAAAAUGGUCAGAGUCUUGCAACACUACACGCUCAUAAGAAUACAGUGAUGGAGGUGAAGUGGAACUUGAAUGGGAACUGGCUCCUCACUGCCUCACGGGAUCAUCUCUGUAAGCUUUUUGACAUCCGUAAUCUUCGAGAAGAGCUUCAGGUUUUCAGAGGACAUAAAAAAGAGGCAACAGCUGUUGCAUGGCAUCCGGUACAUGAGGGCUUGUUUGCAAGUGGUGGUUCUGAUGGCUCGCUGCUGUUCUGGAAUGUUGGUGUGGAGAAAGAAGUGGGAGGUAUGGAGAUUGCACAUGAAGGAAUGAUCUGGAGUCUUGCCUGGCACCCCCUUGGCCAUAUUCUGUGUUCUGGAUCUAAUGAUCACACCAGUAAAUUCUGGACCAGAAAUCGUCCUGGGGACAAAAUGAGAGAUCGCUAUAAUCUGAAUCUUCUUCCUGGCAUGUCAGAAGAUGGUGUUGAAUAUGAUGAUGUUGAGCCAAACAAUCUAGCAGUUAUCCCUGGCAUGGGCAUUCCAGAGCAGCUGAAAAUGGCAAUGGAACAAGAACAGAUGGGGAAAGAAGAGGCUAAUUCAGUGGAAAUGACAAUCCCGGGCUUGGACUGGGGAAUGGAUGAGGUGAUGCAGAAGGAUCAGAAAAAAGUCCCACAGAAGAAAGUUCCAUAUGCUAAACCUAUUCCAGCUCAGUUUCAACAAGCCUGGCUGCAGAAUAAAGUGCCCCUUAUGCCCACUUCAGAAGCUGUCCCAGAACGGAAGGAAGAAGUAAAAUCUGAUGACAAGAAAAAGAAUCAGGCUGAAAUUGAACAGGAGAUGGCAACUCUACAGUAUACUAACCCCCAACUACUUGAGCAAUUAAAGAUUGAAAGGAUAGCACAGAAGCAAGCUGAAGCUCCAGGGCAAUCCCAGGGCCUUGCUUCUCCUUUAGGGGCACCUCCACAAGUUCCUUCAGCAUUUCCUGCCUCAGGACCACAAUCCCAGCCACCACAAAAUUUCCAGCAGCCUCAUCCAUCACAACCAAUGGCAAUGAACAUGCAGCAUGGCCCUCAAGGACAGUUCAGGCCACAAGGACCUCAAGUAUCUGGAGGUCCACAAGGUUUCAUGGGUCCAGGUCCACAAAACAUGCGACCUCAGGAAAUGCAUCCUGGAAUGCCUAGACUUCCGGUGCCUGUUGGACCUAUGGGUCCACAAGGUCCUCCAGGUAAUUCUGGGCCACCUGGUCAUUUGGCUCCUCAGAUUCCACAAGGUCCAAGAGGAGGUCCACCUCCUCAUCACGGGAUGCAGGGAGGUCCUGGUCCUCAGGGUCCUUUAAUGGGUGUUGCUCCUAGAGGUGUCCAACAAGGUCCUAAUCAAGGAAUGCUUAUGGGCCAUCCAGCACAAGAUUUGAGAGGUCCUUCAGCGCCAAUACUUGGACAUGGACCUGAUGUUAGAGGACCAAUGGAUAUGAGAGGACCCUCAGAUAUUCGUGGGCCCCAGGAUAUGAGGGGACCCCCUGAACUUCAUGGACCUCAAGAUAUGAGAGGCCUUCCUGACAUGCGAGGCCGUCAAGACAUGAGGGGUGCCCCAGAUAUGCGAGGUCCUCUAGACUUACACGGCUCUCAGGAGAUCAGGGCUCCAGACUUGCGUGGACCUCAGGAUAUGAGAGGACUUUCUGAUAUGCAUGGCUCUGUAGAUAUGCGAGGACCUACUGAUAUGCGAGGUCCUCAUGAUAUGCGAGGACCCCCAGAUAUGCGUGGACCUCAUGACAUGCGUGGCCCCCAAGAUAUGCGCGGUCCUCCAGACAUGCGUGGCCCCCAAGAUAUGCGCGGUCCUCCAGACAUGCGUGGCCCCCAAGAUAUACGCGGACCUCCAGACAUGCGCGGCCCACAGGAUAUGCGCGGCCCCCCAGACAUGCGUGGACUUCAGGAUAUGAGAGGACCACCAGACAUGCGUGGUCCUCCUGACAUGAGGGGUGGUCCUCCUGACAUGAGGGGUGGCCCUGACAUGCGUGGUCCUCCUGACAUGAGGGGUGGCCCAGACAUGCGUGGCCUUCCGGAAAUGAGAGGUGGUCCUGACAUGCGUGGCCCACCUGAUAUGAGGGGUGGUCCACAUGACAUGCGAGGCCCACACGAUAUGAGAGGACCACCUGAUGUACGUGGUCAACAGGAUAUGAGGAGAUCUGAUGUAAGAGGGCCACUUGAUAUGCGUGGCCAGCAACAUAUGAGGGGUACUCAAGACACUAGGGGGCCAUCUGAUAUGCACAUUUCUCCAGACAUACGAAGCCCUCAAGAUAUAAGGGGUUCUCAAGACAUGCGCAAUCUUCAAGAUGUUCGAGGACCCCCGGAUAUGAGUGGUCCUCAUGAAAUGAGAGGACCCCAAAAUAGGGGGUCAAAUUUGGGACUUUCUCAAGAUACUCGUGGACAGACAGUAGCCCAAGGUCCCACAGGAAAUUCUCAAGGUCCUCACAAUUCGCAGACUGCAGCAAGGGCAUCCCACCAAUCACAACAGAAAACCCCAUUACUGGGAGAUGGUCCUAGGCCUUUUAACCAGGGUGGCAAAGGCCAGGCCCCUCCUCCUUUAUUACCAGGCCUAGGAGGACAGCCGAACGCACAAGGACGCCCGCCAGCACUAGGACAAGGACCCAAUCCUAACAAAGGUGACAUGCGUGGUCCUUCAAAUAAUCAGUCUGAACGGAGACGUGAGCCAAGUCCUUUCAGAGGUGGACCAGAGUGGAUGGACUCGAGAGACAGUAGAGGGCCUCCUGACAGAAGGGGUCCACACUCUGAGGGACUUGAGCACCCAGAUGAUUACAAUCAGGAUGACCGUUAUGGACCACGAGGACGCGACUUUGAUGCAAGAAGUGGCAGUGCCCCAUUACAAGAUGAAAAGUGGAGGCGUGGUACAGGCCCACAGUUUACUCCAAAUCACCGAGAUUUCCCUGAUCGAGAAGCUCGAGAUUCAAAUCGAUGGGAGGGAAGGAGACACUCAGAUGAUCAGUUUGCCAGGGACUCUGAAGAUGGAAGGUUCCGGGGACAAAGAGAUGAUAGUUUUCGUCGGAGUGGUCCCCCAAGACACGAGGGUCGUGGAUCUCGUGGAAGAGAAGGAUUUUCGAAUUCUGACGACUUUGGUUCUAGUGAUGGCUAUGAAAAGGAUGAACAUAGUAGAGGGCGAGAGAGUUCCAGAGGACGAGGUCGUGGUCCUCAGAGAGAAGCAAGAAAAGGACUUCUCCCCACACCAGAUCAGUUUUCUGGUUCAGACCGUGGUCCUAAUCACCAGUCCCGGGAUCCAAGCAGAGAUUCAGGUCCAGAUAACUUCCAAGGCAGCCCUCAACGGGACAUUCCAACUCCUGAAAGUCAAAGUCACUCCCCAGCCAGCAGGGAACGCUCCUCUUCUUUGCAAGGAAUGGACAUGGCCUCCUUACCACCACGCAAGAGACCCUGGCAUGAUGGCCCUGGUACCCCUGAUCAUAGAGAUAUGGAUGCUGGUCUAUCAGAUGACAGUGGGAAAGGGCCACCAAACAGGUCACAGAGACUAAGCCGGUCAAGCUCUCAAGAACAAGAUGAAGGCUCAUCUAGGGGUAAUAGAGGAAACUGGAGUAGAGGGGGAUCUGGAACAAGCAGCAAUAUGAACUCUCAGUGGAGAGGGGGUCCUCGGGGUAGCGGAAGCAGCAGUGGAGGUGGAAGAAAUCGAUAAGAUCACGUAGCAAAUAUUUUGUUCCCAAGUCCAUAUUGGACCAAAGUACAUUGAACUUCUAAUGGAUACCAACAGUGUCACUGCUGGAGAGAUCCUAGACACACCAUUUACAAGAACCGGAACACUGGAAGAAACUUUAAGGACUUCAGAGAACUCAGAAUCCAACCCUAUUUGUUUUCUUUUUCUGUUGGUUUUUCACAUGCUGUUCAGUCCAUACAACCAUCACUUUUCUUCUCCUCCAGAGACAACAGAUAUAAACAGCAAAUCCUUGUGUACAUUUUGUUGGUAAUUGAGUUGUUUAAUUUUUUUGUAUGCUGAAUGUUUAAGAAAUAACUAAGGGAGAAGAAAGUCUUCUGUUAUUUAAUGAUGUGGUUUUGAAAGCUUGUGUAACACUGUGACCUGAGUACCACAAGACACUGA